Messenger RNA from Cicer arietinum (chickpea), 1950 nucleotides. The record is from RefSeq and is a predicted model, not a curated record. NCBI's taxonomy places the organism in Eukaryota, Viridiplantae, Streptophyta, Magnoliopsida, Fabales, Fabaceae.
CCUAUUAUGAUAAUGAAUAUGUUGGUUAAUAGUGAUAUAUUUGUUAAGUGAAUGUUCAAUUGCAAAAACAACAACUAAAACAUCACCAUAAGUAUUGUUGUGUGAGUUGAAGUUGGUGCAAUCUUCCAUGGUUGCUAUUUAGGGUAGAAUUUGAUGUAGCAGUAGCUGAUUAAAUGAUUGACGAUUUAUAGCCAAAAAUGGAAAAUUUGUGUGUAGAUAUUUAGGGUUUCGAUGAUUAGAGAUUCAGAAACCUAUUGCAUUUAUGCUUUAAUGAUAAAAAAUUGAAGUUUAGAUUGUGUAUAUAAUUCUAUUUUCAAUUAAUAAGACAUUUUUGUUUCAUUGGCCUCAUCUGUUAAGUUUGAAAUUCCAAUGUGAUUUUGCCAAUUUUCAGAUUUUGUGGUUACAUUCAAAUGUAUAAUUUUAGUAUUGGUGUCUUACUAUCCUUCUAAUCUAUAUCCGAAUAAAUAAAUAUUGACGCCAGUGAAAUGGCGCUUUCUGGAUUUUAUAUUAUCCAUAUAAGGAAGGAUGAAGAAUGGUAAUCAUUGUCGUAAAAAUGAAACGGAACUCUGCUAUAGAAAAUUUAUUUUUGACUAUGAGACUAAAAAAAUGUCAAUAUGAAAAGGAAUUGUGAAGAAACACUUCGGUUUCGUCAAUUCAGUCUUUGCUAAAACUAUUUUUUUAAUCUUUUCAGUACUGACUAUAUAAACUUAUUCAUGAUCAUAAAGCGAGCCUCAUUUCAGAACGGCCGCUUAGGGUUACCUUAUCUGCCCUUUUCUUCUGCUCCUUGGCCAAUUCAAUCAGGAAAUCUUUUCACUGUGAACUAUUAAACCUGUUAUUCAAUUUUAAAUCUGCAAGAAAGGAAUGAUGAGUUCUUCUUCCUCCAAAAAAAUGAAUGAGCAUGAGCAAGAGGCCCAGAGUGAAGUUCACCUGCCAAGGUGGCUUGAGGAUUUUUUGGGAAAAGAAUUCUUUGACACAUGUUCUUCUCAUUCGAUUCGAAGGAAUGAGUUAAAUAUAUACUGUAUAAACUGCAAUGUCUCUGCUUGUCAAUCUUGUGUAUCAAUUGGAUCUUCUCAUCAAGAUCACAUGAUGCUGAAAAUCUAUAGAAAUAUUUACAAGGAGGUUGUCUCCCUAACUGCUAUGGAAAAGUAUAUCGACUGCUCUCAAAUCCAGCCUUUUAAGUGCAACAAGCGUCUGGUUCUUUCUCUGAAACGUCUUCCACGUUGUGGAUCGACAUUGAAUGAUGAAGCAUCAUGCAACCCUUCUAAUCCAUACCAGUUCUGCUCCAUUUCUUGCAUGGUCAAAGCUAUUUCAAGACAGUCUGAUGAUUCAGUUCCUUCCGUCAUUUCCAUCCAGACUCUUCCUCAGGAAGCACCUCCUCAGGAAACACAGGGGGUCGAAGCUACUUCAAGAAAGUCUGAUGAUUCAGUUCCUUCCGUCAUUUCCAUCCAGGCUCUUCCUCAGAAAACACCUCCUCAGGAAACACAGGGGGCCGAAGCUACUUCAAGAAAGUCUGAUGAUUCAGUUCCUUCCGUCAUUUCCAUCCAGGCUCUUCCUCAGGAAACACAGAGGGUCGAAGCUACUUCAAGAAAGUCUGAUGAUUCAGUUCCUCCUAUCAGUUCCAUCCAGACUUCUCCUCAAGAAACACAGGUGGUUACUUCUGAACCAUCUAAGCGAAAAAGGAAACGAAAAGGAAUACCGCACAGAGCUCCCUUCUUCUAAAAGGCACCUAUCCUGCGAUAAUUUGAAUUAUCGAAUUGAAAUAAAUUUACUUUAUAAGGUUCAUAUAAUCAAGACAAUGACUCUUAGUCAUGGUGUUAUGAAGUUGAGAAAUAUUUUGGAUUUUGGUCUUCUGUGGCUUGUACUUUCUUAUUAUCAUGUGGUACUAUAUUAUGAUUUUUUUUGUAUGACAUUCAAUUUUUAUUACCCUUAGUUGAUUUUUCCGGGAGGGAA